AUGGCGGCCCCACAAUCUCGCGCCUGGCGUUCGUGUCUGGCCCUGCUUGUCCUGGCGUGCCUGCUGGCUCUGGCCGCGAUGACGCCGAGCGUCGCGGCCCUGCCGCCUGCCGCGGCUGACCCCCCGGCCGAAGAGGAGUUCAACAUUUUCAGCAAUUGCAUCGGCAAGAACCCGGUCACCGGUGCGAAGAUCGAUCUGAACCCCCUGUACAACUCCAAGGUCGACUAUACGGCGGCUUCGGUGAGCUUCCCGGACUUCGCCUAUCGGCUGAAUGUCUGCGGCCCGAUGGUUGACAAGAAGGUCUGCCGUGAUGCGGUGGGCAGCCUGGCCGACCCGGCCGUUUGUGAAUACCAUACAGAUGGCGGGUCCGGCUGGACCCUGGUCACGGCCAACACCGAUGUCGGCUUCACCGAGGCCGGCAACCCGACCAUGUUCUUCCGCCACCCGACCGGCCUCUACUCGGCCAAUGUCACCAUGAUCUGCAAGAGCAGCGCCGGCGUCGGCCAGCCCGUGCAUGUCAACCUGGACCCGAUCAACACCGAGCUCGCCUACUUUGUCUGGGAGACCAAGUAUGCCUGCGCGGGCAGCAGUGGCGGCAUCAGCGGUGGCGGCAUCUUCCUGAUCAUCCUCUUCGUCCCGCUGGCCCUCUACCUGAUCGGUGGCGUCCUCUACAACAAGUUCAAGCUCCAGCUGACGGGUAUGGAGCUCAUCCCGAACGUCGAGUUCUGGACCAACGGCUACCAUCUCUUCAUCGAUGGCUGCCGCUUCACCUACCAAAAGGUCGUUGUCCGCGGCGAGUGA
Messenger RNA from Fonticula alba, 801 nucleotides. RefSeq lists its product as hypothetical. The transcript is spliced from 3 exons. The coding region runs from base 1 to 801 and encodes 266 amino acids. The record is from RefSeq and is a predicted model, not a curated record. NCBI's taxonomy places the organism in Eukaryota, Rotosphaerida, Fonticulaceae.